This is a messenger RNA of Sceloporus undulatus (fence lizard), 1272 nucleotides long. RefSeq names its product secretin receptor (gene SCTR). Gene Ontology annotation, molecular function: secretin receptor activity; G protein-coupled peptide receptor activity; peptide hormone binding. The record is from RefSeq and is a predicted model, not a curated record. Gene Ontology annotation, biological process: adenylate cyclase-modulating G protein-coupled receptor signaling pathway; brain development; cell surface receptor signaling pathway. Lineage: Eukaryota; Metazoa; Chordata; Lepidosauria; Squamata; Phrynosomatidae. Gene Ontology annotation, cellular component: plasma membrane.
AUGUGGACCAUCCUAAUGAUUAUCCUUGCAUCUUCAGCACUAAGUCAGACCAGAGCCUUUAUUUCAUCAUGUGAAAUCAAGAAAAUCAUGAGGAUGGAAGAAGAGCUGUGCACUUUAGCCCUCUCCGAAGAAGAAGCAAACAGGACUGUGGACAAUGAAUUGUUGGGCAGUUCAGGCAGGUGCCUUGGAAUGUGGGAUAAUAUAACAUGCUGGCUGUCUUCUUCGGUUGGCCAGACUGUUAGCGUGCCUUGCCCCCAAGCCUUCCAAAUCAUAACUGGACAAUCAGGGUUUAUAUAUCGUAACUGCACCAGGGAAGGCUGGUCAGAAAAAUAUCCAAGACCAUAUAUUGCCUGUGGCUUAAAUGCAGAUGAAAUCAAUGCCCCCAUAAUUGAGUGGGAACCUAAGGUAUCAUAUCUGAUGAAGCUGGAGAUUGUGUACACAGUUGGGACCAGUGUUUCCCUUGUGGCACUGACAAUUGCCUUGGUUAUUCUGUCUUCUUUCAGGAGACUUCGCUGUACAAGGAAUUACAUCCACAUGCAGCUUUUGAUCAUCUUCAUUUUGCGGGCUAUUGCAAACUUCAUUAAAGCUGUAUUGACCAAGGACACAGACGAUGAUGUCUACUGUGAAUAACGCACGCAUGGCUACGACAUUGGCUUCUUGUGGAAGGGCAUUGUAUCUUCAGAGCCUGCUGGCCUUUCUUUCGUCUCAGAUAGAAAGUACGUUCGGGGGUUGGUUGUGUCUGGGAUGGGAUGCUGGGAUACUCAUCUUACAUAUGCCCGGUGGAUCAUUCAAGGUCCUGUGGUGAUCUCUAUUGUUAUCAAUUUUAUUCUGUUUGUUAAUAUUGUAAGAAUUUUGAUGAGCAAGCUUCGAUGGCCAGAUGGAAGAGGCAAGGAUUCUAAUCAAUACAAGAGACUUGCUAAAUCAACACUUGUACUCAUCCCUCUCUUUGGAGUCCAUUACAUCAUAUUUGCUUUUUUCCCAUUUGAUACCACAAAUGGCACCAUGGAGAUCCAGGUUCUGUUUGAAAAAGCCAUAGGAUCUUUUCAGGGCUUUGCUGUGGCUGUGCUUUACUGUUUCCUUAAUGGUGAGGUCCAGCAGGAGAUUCACAGGAAGUGGCAGCAGUGGCACUUAAGGAAACGGGUCCUUUCACAUAAGCAUCACAGCAGCUCCUUUCAUAAUGAAGCCAGUGGGCUCACUCAGGUACUGCAACUGCUGAAGCCCAGUCCUCAAGAGGAGAGGAGGCUCUCCAUCCUAAAUGUAAGUAAUUUGUAA